AUGAAACCCUCAUCCAGAGCAGGCCAGUUUCUGAACGGCAGCGGCCCUGCUACAGGCAGCCCGAACGCUAGCGGGCCGGAGCAGUGGUCAGGGGCGACAGCCCCCAGACGGCGACGGAUCUAUGGCAUCCUUCGGCCCCUGUCGCCGCCGCGCGAUGCGCGCGGCGCGGCCGGCCAGGGCGGCAGGGAGGCGGGGCUUGCAAGUGACAAUGAGGGCGCGGGUGCUAACCAGCCAGAUGGCGCCGACCGGUUUGAGCCUGCGGCCCAAAAGGCAAGGCCGGCGGUUUCGGUUGACCUGCGGGGUAUGGUCCAACACAGCAACCCCGUCGACUCUCCGCCCAGCACGCCCGCCGCGCAGCCGUCGACGCCGCCGGCCGCCACACUGCCGCAAAGCGCUGCGCAGCAGCGGUUGGAGGCGAGUCAUGGGUCGUCAGCCCGCAGGUGCCCUGAAAUCUUGCCUUCCUCAGGAGUGCAGGUGGCGGCGCUUGUGCCCUCAUCGCGUUGCGCCCCGGCAGCGGCAGAGCAGCGGCAGCAGCUGCAGCAGCGGCAACAGCAGCAGCAGCAGCAGCAGCAGCAGCAGCAGGCAGGGGGCCAGCAAGAAAAGGAAGACGAUCUGCAGCAGCGCCAAAAGGAGCUGGACAAUGGGCUGAGGACGCCAGAGCUGCCACCCCCAAAAGGUCUCCCUGUGCCUGUGCUGCAAGCAGCCUUGGCGGCGCCUGCUGAGGCGUUGGAUGUGUGGCAGGGCCAGUCAGAGCCACCAAAGCAUGCUGGGCGGGACAAGGUCCCAGCCAACGCAGACGCGGCAACCGCCCGACACGUGCGGGCGCCUGCCGCUGCCGCUGCCGCUGCCGCCGCCGGUGCGACGCCGCAACGGCAACCGCUGCCGCCGCCGGUGCCGGACCGCGGCCGCGCAAGCAGCAGCAGCAGUUACGGCAGCAGCGGCGGCGGCGGGGCCGGGGGCGGCAGCAGCAACAGCACCAGCACGAGUAGCAGCUUGGUCAGGAGCAGCAUCGAGGGGACAGACUGGCGUCCGCGUGUGCGCGUCUUGGAGAUCGCAGCUCAAUUCCAGACUGCUGCGUCCGCAGCUAUCACAGCCGGCGGCGGUGGCGGCGCUGCAGCUGCAGCUGCCACAGGCGCGGCCGAGGGCUGCGCCAUGGGGCCGCCGCGGCGGACAAGGAGCGCACCCGAGCCGCGGCGC
Monoraphidium neglectum is the source of this 1197-nucleotide messenger RNA. RefSeq lists its product as hypothetical. The transcript has a single exon. The annotation marks the transcript as partial. The record is from RefSeq and is a predicted model, not a curated record. Lineage: Eukaryota; Viridiplantae; Chlorophyta; Chlorophyceae; Sphaeropleales; Selenastraceae.